AUGUUCAGCUCCAGCGCCAAGAUCGUCAAGCCCAACGGCGAGAAGCCGGACGAGUUCGAGUCGGGCAUCUCCCAGGCCCUGCUGGAGCUGGAGAUGAACUCGGACCUCAAGGCGCAGCUGCGGGAGCUGAACAUCACGGCCGCCAAGGAGAUCGAAGUUGGCGGUGGCCGGAAAGCUAUCAUCAUCUUCGUCCCCGUCCCGCAGCUGAAGUCUUUCCAGAAAAUCCAGGUGCGCCUGGUGCGCGAGCUGGAGAAGAAGUUCAGCGGGAAGCACGUCGUCUUCAUUGCCCAGAGGAGAAUUCUGCCUAAGCCAACUCGGAAAAGCCGUACGAAAAAUAAGCAGAAACGUCCCAGGAGCCGCACUCUGACCGCUGUGCACGACGCCAUCCUGGAGGACUUGGUUUUCCCCAGUGAGAUCGUGGGCAAGAGGAUCCGCGUGAAGCUGGACGGCAGCCGACUCAUAAAGGUCCACUUGGACAAGGCUCAGCAGAACAACGUGGAGCACAAGGUUGAAACAUUUUCUGGUGUCUAUAAGAAGCUCACGGGCAAGGACGUUAAUUUUGAAUUCCCAGAGUUUCAGUUGUAA
Rangifer tarandus platyrhynchus (Svalbard reindeer) is the source of this 585-nucleotide messenger RNA. Lineage: Eukaryota; Metazoa; Chordata; Mammalia; Artiodactyla; Cervidae. The record is from the annotation of a GenBank genome assembly.